AAACGUUUGUGUACAUGUAUACAUCAAAAUUAAACAAAGGCAUGAUCGAUACUCACACAAAAACGGGUGUCAAUUUUAAGUAUGCUUUUUUAAAUAGUCUUUGUAAAUAUUAUAUUUCUAUUUAAUGGAGUUCAAUGUCUUUACAUGUGAAAAAGUAAGCGAACCAGAAACGAUCAAAUAUUUUCAACGCAGUAGGUUCGUUAAAAUUGUGAAUACUUCGAAGUGAAAAUAUUUUUCUAUUUGGAUAUAGGUUACGGAUGAAAUAGGACAUAAAAAUAUUUUUUGAAACUUCGAAGAUUUUAUUUAACUGCAUUCAGAUGGCAGACGGUAAUGGCGAACCUAGCAAACCACCAGGAAGUGACCAGAAAAUUGAUAGGUUUUGCAUGCCAUGCAAAGACAAAAAUGUACCUGCUGAUCGGUUUUGCAUCGAAUGUGAGGCGUAUUUUUGUGCGCAUUGUUCUCAACACUUUCAUACUGCCAUUCCUGUCCUCGCAAAGCAUGUCAUACUGAAAGAUGAUGAAAUUAAUGUUCUGGGACAGCUUAAGUACAAAUGUGAUAUUCACAAUGAAAUGUUUACGUUCUUCUGCAAAGAUCAUGACGCUCUUUGCUGUACAGUAUGCAUUCAUUUGGAACACAGUGCCUGCAAGGAAAAAGAAUAUAUACAAACCGCAGCAGAAGGGAUAUGUGAUGCGCAAGGACUAGAGCAGCUAAAAGCCGAAAUCAAAGGUAUUCAAGACACACUGUCAGAAUGUACAAAGAAGUUUCAGUUGAAAUCUAAGGUAAAUUUAGAAUCAAAACACAAAGUCACGGACAGUAUCAAACAACAUCGACAAAAAAUCAAUGCACUUUUUGAUGCUCUUGACCAAAGCGCUCUGAAACAAAUGGAGACCAAAUUUGAUUCAAACAAGAUUUACAUAAGUGAAUCAUUGAACAAAUUAACCAGUUAUAGUAAUGAGAGUACACUCUUGAAUCAGCAAGUUAACUUAGCACGUGAAGACAAAAAUUGCCUUGUUUACAUUUGUCUUAAACAAGGGAAUGAGCUUGUCAAAAUUAUCAAGCAAAAUGUAAGUGGUAUGGAUUCUACAACCUCAAAAGAUAACUUCGCGAUUGGUAUAGACGAAAAGAUUGAAUAUUUUAUUAAAACUCGCAAAGAAACUGGACACAUAGAAGAUGACCACAGCCGUUCAAGUGAUGAAUGUGGAGCAAAACGAGAAAUCAUCCCACAGGAUAAGGGAGAUCUAAUUUGCCAGCUAGAGGAAAACAAGAAACUCCUAGAAAAAGACAUAGCGGAGAUGCAAAAUACUAUAAAAGCGAAAGAUAGUAACAUUAGCGCACUGGAAGACAAAGUCAGGGAUAUUUCAAGACAGAAUGAUGAUUUAAAGAAAACUAGAGAUGACCUUGAAAGACGAGUACAAGAUUUGGAAAAUGGCAUUAAGACACAACAAGAACACAUGGUAAAGACGGAGGAGACAUGUAAAGCCUUAAUUCACGGGAACGAUUUAGGGGUUGUGCUUCCAACACUUUGUAAAGAGCUAUCUGUUUUAAACGGAAGUAAACUACGUGAUCUAUACAAAGAUAUCGAGGGCGAAGUCGAUCGAUUGAGCAUACGGAAACUGAAAGUUCAGGUCUAUGAUAUUGGCGAUAUCAAAGCUGAAGAGGAAUUCACAGCGUGCCUUUUAGUGUCUCGAUUCUCUGCUUAUGGUAUGUUCCUACAAGCAAUAAAAAUAACAGACCCAAAGCGCAUCAUCCCCAAUGUGCCUUUGUUGAUCAUUUGCAGGGAUGAUCAAGUCAACACUGGAGCUAUUUUUAGAGGAUUUUUAUUUCCACAAGCUACAGCAAUAAUAGUAAUAUCAAGACCGUUAGGUCCCUACAGCACUACUGAAAACCAUGGUUCCAUAAAUGUCCUGAAGUAUCUAACAGAUGUGUAUCAAUGUGGAAUGGUAUGCGCUGUUUCUGUAAAAGGAUCGAUCUUGGAAGCAGACGAAGGGGCAGUUAACAAAAUUCUUUGGUUCAUUCGCACUUUCAACAAAGGCCUGUCUUAAGAAUACAGUUGUGUGGAUGACAAAGAUGCAGAAGCUGAAGAAAACAUGUAUGAUUCAUUAAAUCUGAGAAAAUAAUGUAUUGUGUUGUAUUAAGAAGAGGAAGAAGCUGAGGAGACAUCGAUGAUUAGUAAAACUUUGAAAGGAUCGACAAUUAAAUAAAUGUUUAAAGUAAACAGUUAUAUUCAAAGUUUCCAUGUUGAACAUUUAUAUUUAGACUGGCUCCCGUCCCUAUGUUUGUUCUGUCAUAUUUCUCAUAUAUAAGUUUUCUUCAUUAACAGUGGAGGUAACUCCAGCAGGUUGUUUCUAUAAUGACAUUUGUUAUUCCCCCUGGCUCCGAACAUAGGUAUGGUUAGCCAUCAAAUAAAAAAUGUGCUAUUUUAGAGACUUAAAAAUUACUCAUAAAAUAUUUGCAGUAUUAAUAAAGAUAAAGAAUAUAACCAUGCAACCAGGGAGCCAGGCUAAUUUAUAUUGUAAGCAAGAAAAUUACGGAUAGAUCUGUUGGUAGCAAUAACAACCAUUUUGUUGCAUUUCAAGUUUUCGUGGACACAUAUUUUUGAAGUCCUGAUUCUAUGUUAUGCAAAAAUGAUCUUUCCUGUGAUUAUUACUGUUUGUGAUUUCAACAGUAAAGUGUACAGGAAAGGUCCGGCAAUGAGGUUUGAAAACAAUUUCCAUGUUCCUAUUUUUAAUAUUAUAUGUCCGCCCAGAAAAUAUUAAAUGAAAUUAUAUACUUAUUAUGGUAUUUUUCGCAAAAUAGAGAUUGCGCUAUUUAAAAUAAAAUUAGAUUAAUUUUAUAUUAUAUCAUAUAGCUGUUCACUGGAAAGGGAGUGUUUGAUUUUCUUCCAUGAAAAUCAAUGUAUCUAAUAUACAUAAAGGAAAGAAAGACACUGUUUCAUUCCAAUGAAUGGAGUUUUUGAUUUGUCUCGUUAUAUUUCAUAAACCUGUAGAAAAUUUCAUUCAGAUCCAAUAUUUAGUCUGAUUGAUCCUGUUUUAUAACCGUAAAAAUCUUUGAAUUGAAUUAUUCAAUAGAAGGUUUCAAUGUUUUACAAAAACACGUAUUUGUCCCAGAAUUCGUAUUGCAUAAACAAUGAUAUACACAUCUAAAAUGCCAUUCAAAAAUGCGAUUGCGCUCACUAUUAAGUUCAGUCUUGAAUAGAAUUAUUUACCUAUCUCCAUUCUUCUUUCACUGUUCGGCGAAAUCACGAAUAAGACAUUCUUUUUCCAGAGCUUGAUCUGCUUUCGACAGUUCUUUUUGACUUCUUCUUCUAUCAUCAAAUAUUUUUAUUAGUACAAAAUAUUUGACCUUUAGCCGGAACUAUUGUAAUCAAUGUUGAUUCGAUCAUACUGUUUAAUAAACCUCAUAUUAUA
This is a messenger RNA of Mercenaria mercenaria, 3407 nucleotides long. RefSeq lists its product as uncharacterized. The transcript has 6 exons. Bases 318 to 2042 code for a protein of 574 amino acids. The record is from RefSeq and is a predicted model, not a curated record. NCBI's taxonomy places the organism in Eukaryota, Metazoa, Mollusca, Bivalvia, Venerida, Veneridae.